This is a messenger RNA of Clupea harengus (Atlantic herring), 1965 nucleotides long. It is a transcript of the gene p2rx2, whose product is annotated as purinergic receptor P2X, ligand-gated ion channel, 2. Gene Ontology annotation, cellular component: signaling receptor complex; plasma membrane. Lineage: Eukaryota; Metazoa; Chordata; Actinopteri; Clupeiformes; Clupeidae. Gene Ontology annotation, molecular function: ATP binding; extracellularly ATP-gated monoatomic cation channel activity; purinergic nucleotide receptor activity. The record is from RefSeq and is a predicted model, not a curated record. Gene Ontology annotation, biological process: calcium ion transmembrane transport; response to ATP.
AUUGCUUCUUAGUUACCUUUACUUUUUUAUCAGAGGGGCUAGGACGUAGGCUAACGACAGGAGGGAAGAGAGUAUUGACAGAUGAAGAAAUGAUAUGUAUAAAAUAAGACCUCUGUUUUUUUCGUGAACAAGAGAGCACAUAUUCUAAGGAAGACUGAGAGAAAAGUGAAAAUGGGUUUCAAGGACAUUGUGAAGGAAUAUUUUCUUGGUUUCUGGGACUAUGAGACCCCUAAGGUAAUGGUGGUAAGAAAUAGAAAACUUGGAGUUAUAUACAGAGGAGUCCAGUUUCUAGUUAUCACAUACUUCAUUUGGUAUGUGUUCAUCAGUCAGAAGGCAUAUCAGGACACUGAAACCAGACCUGAGAGCUCAGUGUACACUAUGAUGAGAGGAGUGGCCCUACAGGGGGACAAUGUGUUGGACAUGGUGGAAUACGUCCAUCCCUCCGAGGGUGGAGAUGUUAUUAGCACUAUCCUGAGGCGUGAGGUUACUCAUGAUCAGAAGCAAGGCACAUGUGCAGAAGAUUACCGUGUUGCCAAGGCCAACUGUACAAAAGAUUCAGACUGUAUUCCUGGGGAAAUAGACCUUGAUGGUAAUGGACAGCGAACAGGACGUUGUGUGCCAUACUACAACUACACCUUCAAGACAUGUGAAAUCCAGUCGUGGUGUCCUAUUGAAGCCUUUGCUGCUGUUAGAGAACUACCAUUGGCAGAAGCUGUCAACUUUUCUGUAUAUAUCAAAAAUACAAUACACUUUCCGAAAUUCAAAGUGCUAAGAGGAAACACCAGGCCCAGAAGAAAAGUCAAAUAUAUCCCCCGAUGCCAUUACAAUGAAGAGACUCACCCUUACUGUCCUGUUUUCCGGCUGGGCUACAUCGCAGAGCAUGCCAGGGAAAAAUUCAGUGAGCUAUGCAGAACCGGAGGAGUAAUAGGAGUCUUCAUUAACUGGAAGUGCAACUUUGAUGCGGACCCUUUAGCGUGUGUGCCCACUUAUGCAUUCAGGAGGCUGGACGUACGCAAGAACCUGCCUUACUCAGGGUAUAAUUACAGAUUUGCCAAGUAUUACAGCAGGAACGGUGAGGAGUACAGAACACUUAUCAAGGCCUUUGGAAUCAGACUGGAUAUCAUCGUCCAUGGGCAUGCUGGGAAAUUCAACAUCGUCCCAACCAUCAUCAAUGCAGUAACGGCUAUGACAUCAGUUGGAAUUUGCUCCAUCAUCUGUGAUUGGAUCAUGCUGACCUUCAUUGACAAGAACGAGAUUUACAGCGACAAGAAAUUUGACAGCUCCUCUGACGAGCCCGUGGAACACAUCGUCGUCACAGACCUCACCCUCACGAGCUACGGCUCCAUACACUCAGACCUCUCAGAUGGUGUGCCGCUGUGACGGAUGGCGUACUCUCCCACCCCUUGGCUAGCGGUACAGCAUGCCACUCAGCUGCAGACCUGUACAGUGACUGUGCUGGUGGCCUACUCAGCAGACCUUUAAAACCACACAUGGUCACAGUGCCUGAGAUCCUCUGGACAAGUCUGUAACCAUGACCUCAACCAGAAGCCUUCAAGAGACAAAAACAUUACGGCAGAGCACAUACCAAACUUGAACUACAAUAAAUAGCUUCCAGCGGUUCCCAAACUUUUCAUGGCAGGGCCCCCUUUUGACAACGAACAAAAAUGAUCACCUGCAAUUUAACUUUUAAUAAAAUAAAGAGAAGCCCAUCAGCGGUUGCAUAGCUUUUCUUAAACAUUGUUUCUACAUUUGAACAGAUACAUAUUUCAAUAUCAAACAUUUUUAACUUCUGACUGGGUGAUCAAUCCAUAACAUUUUCUUCUUAGGCUAUCCCUUCUAACAUAUAGGCUAAUUGGUAGUCCCUGGCCAUAUUAUAUAUAAAUACGAAGUAGGCUAUAAACUCAUCACUUGUAGUUAUCGGCUACUAUGCUGUAAGAGCACCUGUAAUUGGUUGUGUAGGUUUCU